UUGGCUAAGUGAUGCCUGUGGGUGAGGAGGUUCCUACAUCUGACUUCUGAAGAAAGACUAAUAGGAUGUUUACUCGUGUUCCACUCGUAGCCUGAAGAUCUUUUGAAACUUUGUGAAGAUUUUUCUGAGAUUAGGGUUUUUUCUUUUUGGUUGCUGUAAUGUAUGUUUAUUUUGUGAUCUUUUUUUCGUACUUUUUGUUUUCAUUUCAAGAGUACCGAUGAAUUUCUUAAUAACAGGUUGAUUACUCAUCCUCUGUGUGUGUGUGUACGUAUGUGGUCAAACAGAAACUAAGCCCACUGUAGUGGUUUACGUUUUGAAAUCACUCAUACUAAGUAGCGUUCUGUAGUGUGAAAUUUCAGCUUGUUUCUCUUUUCUCUGCUUGGUUUUUGUUUCUUUAAUGGAUGAUUUAAAAGGCAUUGCUGAUAGGGACAACAAUAGAAGAGCAGGAGUAAGAAUAAAACUUCCUUAAAUACACGCUGGUGAUUUCCCAGUCGGGAGUGGCUGAAGAGAGAGAACUGAAAGUGAGUGUCACAUGACGCGAGGAUGACUCGAUAGGUAGUGAAUUAAUGUAACUGCUGUACUGAGCUAGAGCUACAGCUAGAAGAGUCUCUCUAGAUUUAGGCACAUUUAAAGGCAGCUCCACUCCAACGGCACUUCAGAGAUGCACAUGGAUGUUUUCAGCAGUUUACCUUUGCCUGAACUCGAGUUCUUGAGCAGUGCAGAUUUCCCUCAGGACCUCUCCUGUAUAGAUGAUCCGUCCAACCCCUCACUCUUCUCCUCUCCUGCCGAUUCCCUAUCUGAAUAUCCAGACGGCAUGGCACCUGUUCCAACCAUAUGGGACAUCAACACACCAACACAGAACCAGGAGCUGAAUUGCAACCGCUUUCAGGGUUUGAGGAGUUUAGAGGACAUCAAUGCUAUAAUCAGCACGCCACCUCUGGGAGGCAUUCAGAGACUCCAUGCACAGCCGGAGGAGGAGGAAGAGGUGGAGGAAGAGGAGACAGAGGAGCUGGGCCACGCAGACACCUACGCUGAAUACAAACCCUCUAAAUCCACUAUAGGACAUUCACACCCUGACCUGGUGGUGGAGACCAACACUCUGUCCAGUGUCCCUCCUCCUGACAUCACCUACACUCUCUCCAUCCCUGAGCAAAUCAUCAACAUUGGCAGGCUCUCUGCUCUGCAGCUGGAGGCCAUCAUCUACGCAUGUCAACAACACGAGGUGAUCCUGCAGAACAACCAGAGAGCAGGUUUCCUUAUAGGAGACGGAGCAGGAGUGGGCAAAGGCCGCACAGUGGCCGGCAUCAUCCUGGAGAACUACCUAAAGGGACGGAAGAAAGCACUGUGGUUCAGUGUCUCCAAUGACCUCAAAUAUGAUGCGGAAAGAGAUCUUCUGGACAUCGGUGCUCCCAAUAUUCUAGUGCAUGCCUUGAAUAAAAUAAAGUAUGGAGAUACAGCUACCUCAGAAGGGGUCCUAUUUGCAACCUACUCCGCCCUUAUUGGAGAAAGCCAAGCUGGGGGCCAGCUCCGCACCCGACUCAAGCAGAUCUUGGAUUGGUGCGGGUCUGACUUUGAUGGAGUCAUCAUAUUUGAUGAAUGUCACAAAGCCAAGAAUGCCACGUCCACCAAGAUGGGUAAGGCCGUGUUGGACCUGCAGAACAAGCUGCCUCUGGCCAGGGUGGUGUAUGCCAGUGCCACAGGCGCCUCUGAGCCAAAGAACAUGAUCUACAUGAGCCGCCUGGGCAUCUGGGGAGAAGGAACACCCUUUAGGGCAUUCGAAGACUUCCUCCAUGCUAUCGAAAAGAGAGGUGUGGGCGCCAUGGAAAUUGUUGCCAUGGAUAUGAAAGUCAGUGGGAUGUACAUUGCACGCCAGCUGAGCUUCUCAGGGGUCUCCUUCCGCAUCGAAGAGAUCGGCUUGGAUGAUGACUUUAAACUCGUCUACAACAAAGCUGCCAAACUGUGGGCCGAGGCCUUGGCAGUAUUCACUCAGGCUGCCGAUUUGCUGGGUAUGAUGUCCAGGAAGUCUCUGUGGGGUCAAUUCUGGUCAUCCCACCAGCGCUUUUUCAAAUACCUCUGCAUCGCUGCCAAGGUGCGCCGUUUAGUGGAGCUGGCCAAAAAGGAGCUGGAGGCUGGCAAGUGUGUUGUCAUCGGACUGCAGUCUACAGGCGAAGCUCGAACUCGCGAGGUUCUUGACGAGAACGACGGCCACCUGGACAAAUUUGUGUCUGCCGCAGAAGGUGUGUUCCAGUCCCUGGUCCAGAAGCACUUUCCUUUGGAGAAAGAGCAACGAGAGAAAGGAGCAGGAAGCAAGAGGAAACGGAAGCCCCGCGGCAGGCACCCGAAGUUUUCAAAGCAGGCUGCAGAUGGAAGAGCGGUCAUUAACAUCAGCGAUGACAGCAGUACAGAGUCUGAUGCAGUGGACAGCGACUCCAACUCCUCUCCCGAUUCGCUCCAGGACAACAGCGAUGAUGUCAUCUUUGUUACCCACACCAACUGUCAUGCUGCUCGACUGGAGGAAAUGAAGCAAGGCCUUCUGAACAAAAUCUCAGAGCUCGGAAAAGAACUACCUCUAAACACACUGGAUGAGCUCAUAGAUAAAUUCGGAGGUCCAGAGAAAGUAUCUGAGAUGACAGGACGUAAGGGACGUGUGGUCCGGAGGCCAGAUGGGAGCGUGCGCUAUGAAUCUCGCGCUGAGCAGGGUCACACAAUCGACCACAUCAACAUCAAAGAGAAGGAUCGCUUCAUGAAUGGAGAUAAGUUGGUGGCUAUAAUCUCUGAGGCAGCCAGUUCAGGGAUCUCUCUGCAGGCAGACAGACGGGUGAGGAACCAGUGCAGACGUGUCCACAUGACCCUGGAGCUGCCCUGGAGCGCUGACCGCGCCAUCCAGCAGUUCGGUCGCACUCACCGCUCCAACCAGGUCACAGCGCCGGAGUAUAUCUUCCUUAUCUCUGAACUGGCCGGCGAGAGACGUUUUGCUUCUAUUGUGGCUAAGAGGCUGGAGAGCCUGGGAGCUCUGACGCACGGUGACAGACGAGCCACAGAAUCUAGAGACUUGAGCAAGUACAACUUUGAAAAUAAAUACGGUACCAAGGCUCUAGAUAAGAUCACCAAAGCCAUACUUGGACAUAUUGAGAGCAAGGUGCCUCCUCCCAAAGACUAUCCUGGUGGUGACGCCAUGUUCUUUACAGAAAUGAAGCAAGGCAUGAUAGAUGUUGGCAUCUUCUGCAAGGAGUCUCGUGUUGGCAUUAGUCCUGAGAAAGACUGCUCCAUCACAAAGUUCCUCAACCGUAUCUUGGGUCUCGAGGUGCACAAGCAGAACUCGCUCUUCCAGUACUUCACUGACAAUUUUGACUACCUAAUCGAAAAGGACAAGAAGGAGGGCAAAUACGACAUGGGGAUCUUGGACCUGGCCCCUGGUAAUGAUGAGAUCUAUAAUGAAACUCAGGAGACGUUUUUGACUCCAGGAAACCCUCAGGAAGGCCAAGUUAUUCUCCAUAAGAUCAGCGUGGACAGAGGCAUGCCCUGGGAGGAGGCCUUGAGGAAGGCUGAAGCGCUUAGUGAGACACACGAAGGCUUCUAUCUCUCCCACAAGCUGAGAGGGAGUCACCCCUGUGUGCUGCUUGCUGAGCAAGGCCGGGGCCACAACCUGGUGGUCUACAAGCCCAACGUUGGCAAACAGAAACAAACGGAGAACCUGGAGAACAUCCAGAAGAAGUACCGCAAGGUGACUCCAGAGGAGGCAAAAGACAGCUGGGAGACCCAGUAUGAAUUCUCCUUGAGGAAAUGUAGCCAUGCUAACUGGAACGGCCGGUGUAAGAAGGUUGAUGAGGGGCAGGAGUGUCUGCAGGGCAUGCGUCUGCGGCAGUACCACGUUCUGUGCGGCGCUCUUCUGUGUGUGUGGAAGCGCGUGGCUGACGUGGUGGCAGACAUCACCAACUCCAGCAUCCUGCAGAUCGUCCGCCUCAAAACCAGAGUACACAAGCAAGUGGGUAUAAAGAUCCCGGAGAACUGCGUGACUCAGGUCCGAGAGGAGUUAGACAGGAUAGGUAAGGAGGUGAAGAGAAAGCGGCAGGAGAAGGAGCUUCAGGCUCAGGAGCAGCGUUUGGCCGAGCAGUGUGCGGCCGAGCAGCGUCGGAGUUUGCUGCAGGGUGGUCACAGAGACUUCACUGAGUUUUUCUCCCAGCCUCCACAGCUGCCCAGCCUGUCUAGCCUGGCUACACAUUACCCCCAUCCCAUACCAUUCAUCUCCUCUCUGCCUUCUUUCUCCUCCCUCCCUUCACUGAGGAACCCUAUCGAUGGCUUCCCUGACCUGAGGGAGCACAGCCCUAUGCCCCUUUCCCCAGACAGCACGCAGGCCGGCCUCGGAGCUGUGGAGGACUUUAAUCUGGAGGCUUUCACGCAGGGACAGCAACAGCAGGACGUUCAGCAGGACAUCAUUGACCUCCUCAACUCAUUGCCAGAAAUAUCACCCUGCAACACCUCUUCGUCGGACGCUUUGCACACGGCCACACAGCAAGCCUCGAUGAACCUCUUCUCCAGCUCCACCAUCCCGUCCUCAUCCUCCUCUUCGUCUCUUUUCUCCCCCUCGCUCACACCGUCCUCGUCUUCCUCCUCACUGUCGCUGUUUUCCUCUCUCUCACCUUCAGACCAGCCCUCCCUCGCUCUGCCCAGUGCUAACUGCCCCAGCGACACAGGCAUCAACGCCAAAGAGGUGCUGAACAGCAUGCUACGUGGCUCGGACUCUCGCCAGUCCGUCAUUCACUUCAUUUCACCAUAGUGAGACCAUCCGGCCCACUGGCUCUGUAAUACAGCUUAGUAGUACAGACCAAUGGGGCUCAUUAGACAAUUUAGUGUGUAGUCUCAUCACUGCCUGCAUGGCCUCAUCCACAUUCUAGACCCUGUGGUCAUCAGCCCAGCUCCCAGAGAUCUGCCUUCCUGCAAAGUUUAGUUCUAGUCAGGGCUUGAGGUGCAAACGUGCUGGAUCUUGCCCCACCCGGAUUGGACCAGGCUCCUAUUUUAGUAGAUCCUGCUCCCUGUUCACAUAUAAAAUAGCUCAUUUUCAUGAAAAAUCUGGUGAAAUCAUAUUAUUUUUUGCAAACAGUUGCUAUAUCUGCUAGGGCUGGUCCGAGUAAUUUGAAUACUGAGUACACAUUCCUUACAGUAGCAUUCAGUUGUUCAGUAUUCAGAGCCUUUGUCUUUUUUAAAGCCACAAAAAAUAUAGCCUAAACCACAGCACAUUUCAUCAGCAUAUUGCUUUGGUUGUUACAAUAUGGAAAAUAUUAAAAACAAAGUAUAGCUGGUUUAGUUUAGGCACGUCACCUCAGCUCAGAGCAGAACCUGCACCACUUUCCACGCAUACAUUGAAGCUAAAGGGGUAAAGAUGCCCUCGCUGCUGUUUUCCAUGAUAAAAAACAGCAAACCAGCCAAAUAAAACUUGAUUAAAUAAAUAAACACAACUAAAACACACUAAAACUAAAACUGUGAUGGUGAUAAAAUAAUUAUAAUUCAGGACACCCUUAGUGUGUACAUGAUUUAUGUAAGCUGUAUUUGAACUAGAGGGCGGCCAUCACAGCUAUAGCAGCAUAUGGUGUGCAAGCAGCUAGGCUUCAUCCUGCUCUGCUAGUGUAUUGUUGCCAUCUACUGGACGUAUUUUCAACUGCAGUAAUGAACAUGUUUGAUAGUAUGGUUAAUUAUGAAAUGACAUAGGAUGACUUUGAGAAGUAUUGGAGUGUUCAUGUGUAAAAACCAAGAAUUAUUCAAAAUGCUUUUUGGGCCAGCCCUAAUAUCAGCAUAACAAAAUACUGCAAAAUACUGCAAAAGUACUGCCAAGCUAAAGUAGUGACCAGACUGACAUGUCCGGAGUCCAGUUCUGCCUCUCUUUGGUAGUACUGAGUGUUUGGGUGUACUCGAUAACUUGAUACGAAUGCAGAAAAAGUUAAAAGGCAAGUAAAUAUUAAUGAUUCUUUUAAUCACUGGCCAAACUCGGAAGCCAAACACGUGGCCUAAAUGGAGCUGAACUGUGCACAAAGGUAGAUCUCCAGGACGAGUGUUUGGUGACCACUGCUCGGACAGAGCUCCACCAUGAAAGAGAGAGAAAGAUCUUAAUUUAAACCACCAUCCCAAAUAAUAUCUUCCCACAUUCAGCCAAACUAGAUGUUCUGAAAUGUUUGCUUUCAAAGCAGUUUAGAUCUUGGGCUGAAUCUCAAAUGCCGCCCUGCUCCCUAUGUAGUGCACUAUGAAAUAGUGGCUUCUACAGCCGAGAAGUACAUUGUAUGUGUAACAGACGGCUGUUUAUAUUCAGCCAAAGCUGCACGACCCCAUAUCUAAAAUAUGUGUGUGCAGAAACCAUAGUUUCACGACCUGUGCACUGCACUAUAUAGGGUGUAGCAACCUGAAUUGAGAUUCAGCCUUUAUUGGGUUACACUGCCCUCUUGUGGUACGUCGGAGAAACACCAUCAUAUCUUUUGGUUGAAACUCAUGCAUAAUGGCAAAACCAAAACUGGAAAGAUAGCCCCGCCCACACCCCCACCUGUUCUGUAUCUGUUUCACAACUUCCUCUGACAAGCUUCUCCUGCAGUUUCGGAGAGCAAGAUAACAGACUACUGUUCAAACAGUGCCUUUGGAACAUACUAGGGAAUGUAGUCUAAACAAAGACUCUUGUACAGUAUAUAUUUGUAUACAACACGUUGGCAUUUAUUUAUUGUUUUUAUUUAUCUAACCUCAUACUCAGACGAGAGGAUGGAUGGAAUGUCCCUGGAUGAGCUCGUAUCUUCUUUACGCGGCAGAGCAGUCGGUCCUGUUCUAACUCCUAAUGAGUUAAGACAGUAGUGGUUCAGCAGUGAUUUGUGCGCGAUGAUACUGAAUGUUAGCGGCUUUAGCUUUUAAUCGUCUUAAAAUAAUGUGAUUCUAUGCUCUCUUACUAUUUUAUGCUCUCAGGAAAUGCAAAAACAAAAAAAAAAACAAAACAAAACAAAACGAUGUAGCCCCUCCAGUAUGAAAAGUCUUGUUUAGAGUGUGAUGCACUGUGUGUGAGUACAUACUGGGUAUCACAGAGAAAUAUCCAAGUAUGAGGAACCGUCAGUGAAUCAGACCAACAAGACCGAACGAAUUGACCGUUUGAAAACAGCUGUACACAGAUGUAGAUGUUUUCCAUAGGUGGGGUAAUGGGAGAGACCACCAGUCUCACAUUUAUGUUUAUAAAUGAUAUAUCAUCUUAAUUUAUGUUAAAGGGAUAUUAUUUUCCAUACUGUAUAUUCUCCUGAUAUCCAAAGUGUGCGUGAGAACAAACAAUAGAAACAGAACAGGAAAGUGAUAUUGCUGAAAACCAAAUGAAAAAAAA
Colossoma macropomum (tambaqui) is the source of this 7339-nucleotide messenger RNA. It is a transcript of the gene sbno2b, whose product is annotated as protein strawberry notch homolog 2. The record is from RefSeq and is a predicted model, not a curated record. Gene Ontology annotation, cellular component: nucleus. The transcript has 30 exons. Gene Ontology annotation, biological process: regulation of DNA-templated transcription. Gene Ontology annotation, molecular function: histone binding; chromatin DNA binding. NCBI's taxonomy places the organism in Eukaryota, Metazoa, Chordata, Actinopteri, Characiformes, Serrasalmidae. Bases 662 to 4777 code for a protein of 1371 amino acids.